Molecule: messenger RNA, 1466 nt
Organism: Closterium sp. NIES-67
Lineage: Eukaryota; Viridiplantae; Streptophyta; Zygnematophyceae; Desmidiales; Closteriaceae
Source: the annotation of a GenBank genome assembly
GGCGACUAGUUAUGAGCUUGAUGAUUCGGAUAGCUUCUGGGUGGCGCAUUCAGAGUCGCCGUUUCCUAAGGCGGCAGAGGCGGUCGACAUGUUACUCAAGAAGUGGACCCAAGACAAAGAACAGGUCAACGCAGCCUCCCCCACAGGCGAUGCAUUCUCCGAGGCAGAGGACGAGGACCUGAUGGGGCGCACCAAGCAGCUGUCGGCCGCCAUGAGCGCGGUGCCACAGCUGAUGGAGCGCAAGCGCGUCAUCGACAAGCACGUCACCAUCGGCGGCACACUCCUGGAGGAGAUCAAGUCGCGUGCGCUCGACGCCUACUUCUCCAUGGAGGAAGACCUGCUCACCCGGGGCAGCACCGACCGGGCGGCGAUGCUCGACUUACUCCGGAAGCGGGGGUCCAGGGAGGAUAAGCUACGCCUGGCGAUUAUCUACCUGAUGGCGACGGACAAUGCGAGUGCGGGGGAUGUGGAGGCGGUUGAAGCGGCGCUGAGGGAGCAGGGGGUGGAUCUAGCCGCUCUGCAUUAUAUCAAGCAGGUGAAGCGGGUCAACUCCAGCUUUGCUGCGGUGGCUGCGGCGGGGGGUGGGGAGGAGGAGGGGGGGCGUUGGGGGCAUGGCGGGCAGCAAGGACGAUCUGCUGGAUUGGGCCGGCCGGCUGGCUGGGCAGAGUUUGUCCCGCGUGACCGCAGGUAUUCCUUUCUCUGCCUGGACCCCAAGGCCCCCAAGGGGGGCAGCAGCAGCACGGCAGCAGGGGGCAGCAGAGGGGCAGUGAGGGACGCGAUAGUGUUCGUGAUUGGGGGAGGGAACUAUAUGGAGUACGGGGGGUUGCAGGAGAUGGCGAGGAAAGCAGGGGCCGGGGGCGGGGCGGCGGGGGUGCGCACGGUGGUGUAUGGGACGACUGAGAUGCUGGCAGGGAGCCAGUUUGUGGAGCAGCUCUCAGAGCUGGGCAGGAAGAUGGGGUACAAGCCCCCUCCGCCCCCCGCUGAGGCCGUGGGUGGGGCGGGGGCUGGUGCCGGGCAAAGGUAGCUUGGUGCUGCUGGCCGUUUUCGUUCCUCCUGUAGGUAGCUUGCUUUUGCUGACGGGCAGCCGGCUUUGGGGCAGCUGUGAGAGUUGGGUAGGGCGAUGGGGUACAAGCCGACCCCCUCCCAUCCCCCCCCCCCCUUGAGGCUGUGGGUGGGGUGGGGGGCUGCUGCAGAGCCAGAGGUAGCAGUGCAAAAUCGGCCGUGGGUGGGGUGGGGGCUGAUUGUCCUCUCCUGUAGCUCGCAGAAACGGCUUCUGUUAUUUGCCGGAAGACGGCGAGGUGGGUUAAGGCAGGUCCUCCCAUACGUGAUGUGGUAUUUGGCUUUCCUAAGGACAUCAGGAACCAAGCUACAAGAAGUGCACUGCAUAUACAUAUACCUUGCACGAUUUUAUUGUUUAUCGAACUUCACAUUGCGAGGGCUUAUACGAAUAAUGGGUUUCUGGAGUA